AUGGACACAUGGCUAAUUGAAGUCCAGAAGUAUCCAGCCCUGUAUAUACUUUGCUGCUCCGCAGCAUUCAGAAUCCUUCAUAGGUUACUACAGACUGUGCCCUGUACGGUGGACACAGACCCCUGGAAGACAUGGAAAUGGAAGAACCUCUCAGUGUCUCUUGUCCACUCACUGCUGACUGGCACCUGGGCUGUGGCCUGUGUUAUACAGCAUCCAGUGAUGGUGCAUGAAAUCCAUUCAACCUACACACCUCUAUCCUACCUGCUAAUCGUCGUCUCAUCUGGGUAUUUCAUUCAGGAUGCUGGUGACAUUAUCUUUAGUGGGUAUGCUAAAGAAUCUUGGGAAUUUCUACUUGACCAUGUUCUGGUGAUCUGGUGUUUUCUGUAUGCUGUAUUCACACAUCAUUAUGUGGCAGGUGCAGUCGUGGCAUUAUUUGUGGAGGUGAACAGUGUAUUCCUACAUGCACGUUUAUUGCUCAAACUUGCUAGAGUGGCCCACAGUUCCUUGAUCUACUCGAUUAAUAAAAUAUUUAUUUUGGUAACCUAUGUAACCUUCCGGCUUGGAGCACAGUUUUACCUCACCUGGUACAUCAUAAACAACUACUCGUCAUUAGAGCAUGCCUUCCUCUUCCUGGUAACUAUGGUCCUAAUGAACAUAAUGAUUCUCAUUUAUUUCUACCGCCUCCUACGAUCCGACUUCUUCAGCAAGCGACGUCAUGAAAACAGUGUUCAUAAAUUUGCAGAGGACUAA
Messenger RNA from Xyrauchen texanus (razorback sucker), 750 nucleotides. Its product is annotated as TLC domain-containing protein 1-like. Bases 1 to 750 code for a protein of 249 amino acids. Gene Ontology annotation, cellular component: plasma membrane. NCBI's taxonomy places the organism in Eukaryota, Metazoa, Chordata, Actinopteri, Cypriniformes, Catostomidae. The record is from RefSeq and is a predicted model, not a curated record. Gene Ontology annotation, biological process: membrane assembly; regulation of membrane lipid distribution; phospholipid homeostasis. The transcript has 4 exons.